CCCUUACCGAGAUAUCAAUUGUUCAAUGCAAAGCUUCAUGAUAGAAACUAUCACUAUCGAGCCUUAACAUCCUUGAUCGCUGACCGGCGGUGAGCUUAAUGGGUUGUAGAGGUGCCAAUCAUCCCACUACCGGCAGUACGCAUGUGCCUCAGCAACAUCUUCAUUGGAUCUACUUUUGUCCUGGAUGUGUCGGACAAGGUCCCCCAACAGAUCCAAAGCGGACGGGUGAGCUUCCGGGCGCCGUGCAGAGAUUACAUGUGCUUCAAUUCUCGAGUUUCACAGAAAAGGCGGCAGAACAUAGAGCGGUGGAACCCACGAUGCAAGUACUGCAUGUACCUGUACCGUCAAGCUCAGUGCAACCCUUGCUCAAUGAGUGUGGUAACACAUAACCCCAUGCCCUCAUGCUUCAAGGUCAUCAUGGAUGAAGACGGCCCGUGGUUCUUGAAGUCCCUAAUAAAAUUUAUCAAUGGCAUGAGCACACGCGGCCAAGAACUAUGGUAUGGAACCGGGUAACCUCAUGGACGUUUCAUCACCAUCACAAC
Molecule: messenger RNA, 542 nt
Organism: Fusarium odoratissimum NRRL 54006
Lineage: Eukaryota; Fungi; Ascomycota; Sordariomycetes; Hypocreales; Nectriaceae
Exons: 1
Coding region: 142-513 (123 amino acids)
Source: RefSeq, a predicted model, not a curated record